UCCUCCUCUUACUCUAGCUUGUUCCGGGAGCCAGAGCGCGCGCCACACAGACCGUCGGCUUUUGAAUCUGAAUCCUCACUACCCAACUUGUAAACUAUCAGCAGCCACCGGCGAACGGAGCAGCCGAUCGUGAGCAACAGGGAUUGAACUCUACCUUCCUGCUGGAGCGCAGCGACUGCCCGGUUGGAGCAGCGCCCGCGCCCCACCCGCCAGGCCUGGGCGAGGGCGCCCCCCGUCGUCUCUCCGCGUAAGGAGGGCGCCGCCUCUCCGUGGUUCCCCGCGGAUCCAGCUGCCCACCUGCUACAAACGAAAAACAAGGAAGCAACUCCUGGUCGGGAGUUGUGGGAUUUUUUCUCAGCCCCGCCGAGGCGCGGGACUCGUGUCCUGGGUGCACCCGGCGCCAGCGCCCGGUGUCGUCCAGCCGGCCGCCCGGGACCGCAGCCCUCUGGCCCGCUGCUGGGGCUGCCCGCCCCGCCUUCGCCCUGCAGUCGCCUGUCCCGGGCGGUGGGGUGAAUCCGGGCCCUGGUCCAGGGGUCUGUCUCUGCGGGCCAUCCCUCGCUCGGACCUGAGGAGCGGUUAGUGGACCCAAACCUGAGGGUCCCCUUACGGCUGGGACCGAGAGUGGCAUUUGCGGGUGGGGGUGGGGACCCGCGAGGGGGCGCCGCUCUAGGCAGGGUCCCGCUGCGCGAGCUUCCACGCCGGGGAGAGCGCGGAGGGACGGCGGCUACUGUCCCCGCGCCUGCUCCACGGAACCUUCCCGCCCAGCCCUCUGCGCUGCGCGACCAUCGCUCCCCAGCCCUCGGCCCCGUUUCUUUUUCUCGGAGGCAGGGUUUUCUUCUCCUCCACCCGUUGCCCUUCCCGGGAGCCGCGCAUCCUCACCCGCUCCACCCGCCUGAGUGCGCCCGGCCGCGGAGGUGGGCAGGAGAGCGAGCGCGGCGGCUCCCCGCGCCCCGGCUGCCGCCGGCACCGCGCUCCGCAGCCCCUGCGCGCCGCGCGCCGGGCACCGUCGGAGCGGACGCCACAGGACGUGCCUCCGGGGACCUUCCAGGGCCCACUCCGGUCGGCGGGCUAGACAAUCACCGCACCGACUGGCUGCACGCCUCUUGCUUCCACGUUUCAGCAGAAACGCGAGAGUCGGAUUCUUGUUGUAGUUGCUGAAAAUGGGUCCAAUAGGUGCAGAGGCUGAUGAGAACCAGACAGUGGAAGAAAUGAAGGUGGAGCAGUAUGGUCCAGAGCAAACCACUCCUAGAGGUGAGCUGGCCCUUGACCCCAAGCCAGAGCUUAUAGACAGCACCAAGCUGAUUGAAGUACAGAUUGUCCUUAUAUUGGCCUAUUGCUCCAUCAUCUUGCUUGGGGUGAUUGGCAACUCCUUGGUAAUUCAUGUGGUGAUCAAAUUCAAGAGCAUGCGCACAGUAACCAACUUCUUCAUUGCCAAUCUGGCUGUGGCGGAUCUUCUGGUGAACACUCUGUGCUUGCCAUUCACUCUUAUCUACACCUUAAUGGGGGAGUGGAAAAUGGGUCCUGUUCUAUGCCAUCUAGUGCCCUAUGCCCAGGGCCUGGCAGUACAAGUGUCCACAAUCACCUUGACAGUAAUUGCCUUGGACCGCCACCGUUGCAUUGUGUACCACCUGGAGAGCAAGAUCUCCAAGCGAAUCAGCUUCCUGAUCAUUGGCUUGGCCUGGGGCAUCAGUGCCCUGCUAGCCAGCCCCCUGGCCAUUUUCCGUGAGCAUUCGCUGAUUGAGAUUAAUCCUGACUAUGAGAUCGUGGCCUGUACUGAGAAGUGGCCUGGUGAGGAGAAGAGCAUCUAUGGCACUGUCUACAGUCUUUCUUCCUUAUUAAUCCUGUAUGCUUUGCCACUGGGCAUCAUUUCUUUUUCCUAUACUCGUAUCUGGAGUAAACUUAAGAACCACGUCAGCCCUGGAGCUGCUAAUGAUCACUACCAUCAGCGAAGACAGAAAACCACCCAAAUGCUGGUGUGUGUAGUAGUGGUGUUUGCAGUCAGCUGGUUGCCUCUCCACGCCUUCCAGCUGGCUGUGGACAUUGACAACCAAGUCCUGGACCUGAAGGAGUACAAACUCAUCUUCACCGUGUUCCACAUCAUUGCCAUGUGCUCCACCUUUGCCAACCCCCUUCUCUACGGCUGGAUGAACAGCAACUACAGAAAGGCUUUUCUCGCAGCCUUCCGCUGUGAGCAGAGGUUGGACGCCAUUCACUCCGAGGUGUCUGUGACAUUCCAGGCUAAAAAGAACCUGAAAGUAAAAAAGAAAAAUGGCCCCAGUGACUCUUUCACAGAGGCUACCAACGUCUAAGGAAGCUCUGGUGUGGAAAUACAUGGUUGAGUUCUGACCAGAGCUGUAAAUCUGUUUGAGGUGGCCUCACAGGUGCAUCCUGAUUUCCAUUUUAAGGAGGAAAAAGAGUGUCUAAAUGGAAGCAUCUGCAGUGUCCUUCGUGGAAGCCAUGUUGGCAGAGCCUAGGUGAAACUACUUGUAUUCAGAGAUAGGACAACAAAACGGUUUGCAUACAGUUGCGUGGAUGGUAGGUUGACUUAGAAGUAAAAGCAGAGAGAAAUGCUUUUGACUAUUUCCCAGAGGGGAGGAAACCUGAACAAAGAAUUGUCAGUAUCAGCGUUGCUAAAAGAUGGGGAGUAAAUACCCGGACUUUCAAGUUGCUUUAGG
Molecule: messenger RNA, 2675 nt
Organism: Manis pentadactyla (Chinese pangolin)
Lineage: Eukaryota; Metazoa; Chordata; Mammalia; Pholidota; Manidae
Gene: NPY2R
Product: neuropeptide Y receptor Y2
Exons: 2
Coding region: 1161-2309 (382 amino acids)
Biological process (GO): G protein-coupled receptor signaling pathway
Cellular component (GO): membrane
Molecular function (GO): neuropeptide Y receptor activity
Source: RefSeq, a predicted model, not a curated record